AUGUUGGAGGAGUAUAUGACAAAUGGUGUGAAUGAUGAGCAAAUUAAAUCACUCAAUGAGUUCGUCAUUCACAAUCACUGGGAUUGGUUAUUUGUGGAGUUCAAUGAGUUGCCUGAUGAUGCGGACAUGUAUUUAGAGGCAGAUCCAUUGUAUAUGGAGAAUAAGAAGCUUUUCAAAACAGGCUGGGGUGUAAAGGAGGAUAACAUCCUAACAAUGCUUGGUCAGGUGGACAAUGCAUGGAUGUUAGAGGGCCUCAACCCCUCAGAGAUGUUCAAGAAACCCAUGGAGGCAGCCCUCAAGGAGCUCAAAAAAGGGGGGGAAGGGAUUAACAUUGCAUACAAUGAAAAUGUGGAAUUGCCAGACAAGUGGCACGAGUCUCAUGAGCCUCCAAUUCAAUUCAUCAGAUUCAUUCUUGAUAAACCUCUGGCCAAGGAGAAGGUUGAAUGUGGAGACUUUCUGAGGGAAAUUAUGGAUAUUCUUGUCACUGACAAGACAUGA
Molecule: messenger RNA, 498 nt
Organism: Suillus subaureus
Lineage: Eukaryota; Fungi; Basidiomycota; Agaricomycetes; Boletales; Suillaceae
Exons: 4
Coding region: 1-498 (165 amino acids)
Source: RefSeq, a predicted model, not a curated record